AUGGUAGUGGCGCCCGGCAUGCCUUCGUUGUUCUGGUCAUCAUGGUCGACAAGGUCAGAGCAGCACACAGCUGCGUACCUAGUAGGUGAAAUUGACAAGGUCAUCUCGGAUAUUGAAAGUGCCACGACCGCACACGUCGUUUCUGUCGUCACAGACAACGCAAGAAACAUGAGUAGUGCUCGAAGUCACAUCCAGGCACGACGACCCAACGUGGUGAGUGGCGGCUGCUCCGCCCACGUGCUCAACCUGCUCAUGCAAGAUGUGUGUCGCUUUCCUGUAAUUCAAGCGGUCAGAUCACGAGCUGUGGCUGUUACCCGUUUCGUUCGAGAUCAUUUGGCUCUACUUGAUGAAUUCAAGGCUCUGCAGCAAGGCUUACGCGAUACGGGUCUAAGCACAAGAAAUCUGGUGUUGCCGGUGCCAACAGGUUGGUACUCAGUGUUUGCUUGCUUGCGCAGUCUCGUUCGUGACAACAGCUUUUGGGACAGCCUGAGGACCAUCGUACGUCUGUUGGACCCUAUAAUUGAAGCACUAAGACAGCUUGAAGGUGACAACGUGUUUGUGUCGGGGGGUUAUAAGUGGUUUCGAUGGCUACGGUAUCACACCGCGUACGGCGUCACCUCACCUGAGCAAGAUGAUGAAGAGGCAGUUGAUGUGCCGGAGCCGUCUGAGCAAGCUGGCGUGCCGGGACCAUCUGAACAUGAAGCUGUUGAUCAAGCUCGCAAUGGAAUCGAACUCCUUAGUAACUCAGUCGAUCUUUUAGCGCCCACCAACUCCGCCGGAUCGCCGCCCACAGCGCCAGCCGAACUGCAGUCUGUACCAGCAAGCGAAACUUCCCCUGAAAGUACGUCACCGGAUGAUGAAAAUUUAUUAGCGGGAGGUAAUUACAGACGUAUCGAUGUUCCGCAGCUCGACGAGCUUCAAGAAUUUUUUCGUGACAAGAUUCGAAGUCGAUGAAGCUACGUGCACUCCAACGCGAUGAGUAUCGCAUUCUUGCUCGAUUCAUCGACGGAUAUAGAUGACUUCGUUGGCGCUGAUGAUGAAAAAGUUGAUGACCAGGUGUGUGAAAUGGCGAGGCGGUGUGGCUUGUUCACACCAACCGUGGGCGCCCCCGCAUUUACUGCAGAGGUCCUUGCGUUUAAGAGUAAGAAGCGGCGGGGUGGUAAGGCGAUGCGUGAGAAGUAUUCGAUGUCAAGUCCGCGGGAUUACUGGGAAGGGAAGAAAUCUGAGCGAUACCCACUGCUUCAGAAGAUAGCACAAAUUGUGUUCGCGAUCCCUACUUCGUCGGCUGCAAGCGAACGGGCUUGGAGUAUCUU
Phytophthora sojae is the source of this 1313-nucleotide messenger RNA. RefSeq lists its product as hypothetical. The record is from RefSeq and is a predicted model, not a curated record. Lineage: Eukaryota; Oomycota; Peronosporomycetes; Peronosporales; Peronosporaceae. Gene Ontology annotation, biological process: regulation of transcription by RNA polymerase II. Gene Ontology annotation, cellular component: nucleus. Bases 1 to 954 code for a protein of 317 amino acids. The transcript has 2 exons.